This is a messenger RNA of Cajanus cajan (pigeon pea), 1007 nucleotides long. Its product is annotated as selT-like protein. Gene Ontology annotation, biological process: cell redox homeostasis. Gene Ontology annotation, molecular function: thioredoxin-disulfide reductase (NADPH) activity. NCBI's taxonomy places the organism in Eukaryota, Viridiplantae, Streptophyta, Magnoliopsida, Fabales, Fabaceae. The record is from RefSeq and is a predicted model, not a curated record. Gene Ontology annotation, cellular component: endoplasmic reticulum membrane.
GCUAUAGAGCCAGAGUGGAGAAGAGGAGCACAAACUCAUUUCUCAUAUUCUGAUUCUGAGUAUGGAUCGCGCUCAGCUUCUGUUAGUGGGUUUGCCCAUCUUCCUCUUCUGUUCUGACCUCUUCUCCCUUUUCACUUCACCGCCACCGCCACCCCACCACCACCAUCACCCACCCCAUCACCACCAUCAUCCACCCCACCACCAUCACCCACCCCACCACCCACCUCACCACCCGGUAACAAUAGAGUUUCCCCCCGAGAAACCCUUACCCGCCAGUAAUGUUGCACCUGUGGGUCUAGGCAACACCGUCAACAUCAAUUUCUGCUCUGCUUGCUCUUACAGGGGAACAGCAGUGACAAUGAAGAACAUGUUGGAGAUUGCUUUUCCUGGAACUGAGGUUAUUCUUGCAAAUUAUCCCCCACCAAUUCCGAAACGUCUGCUAAGCAAAUUGGUUCCAGUUGUUCAGAUUGGUGUUAUAGGGGUGGUUGUUGCAGGGGAACAUAUUUUUCCAAUGUUGGGUUUUGUUGCACCUCCUCCCUGGUAUUACAACUUGCGUGCUAAUAGGUUUGGAACCAUCGCUAGUACUUGGCUUCUUGGAAAUGCCUUGCAGUCAUUCUUACAGAGCUCGGGGGCUUUCGAAGUUUACUUCAAUGGUGAACUGGUUUUCUCAAAACUGAAGGAAGGAAGGUUUCCCGGAGAGAUCGAGUUGAAGGAUCUAGUUAACAAAAAGCUGACGAAUUCUAUUCGUGUCAAUGGUGUACCAGAAUUGAUGUCUUAGUGCCUUUGGUGGAGACAUAUUUUGCACUAUCAUAAAUGAUGUUAACUGGACCUGUCAUUGCAUUGUUAAGUAAAGGUUGGUAUACAGAUAUCAUAGGAAUGUCAUGUUAUAAGGUUUCCAGAUGUUUAUACUGGAGCAUGAACGUUCCGUAUUAAAAGAACCAUAUAACUGGUGAAGGCAAACUCAGUCAAUAGAUUGGUAGAGUUUACGCUUUCCACUUUUUUAAUUA